Thermothelomyces thermophilus ATCC 42464 is the source of this 189-nucleotide messenger RNA. RefSeq lists its product as uncharacterized. The record is from RefSeq and is a predicted model, not a curated record. The coding region runs from base 1 to 189 and encodes 62 amino acids. The transcript has a single exon. Lineage: Eukaryota; Fungi; Ascomycota; Sordariomycetes; Sordariales; Chaetomiaceae.
AUGGAUGAAUCUUGGCUGACUGUGGGCCCAAAAAGAACAUACAACACCCGACAUUCGCUGGUCGUCACCGACCCAACUACUACUCGGGCCCUCACGUGUUUAACUAAGGGAGAGCGGACGGGAUCCCGUGUUUUCACGUGGGUAUGGUCGUAUGUACUAGACAGCAUUGGAAAUGUGAUUCAAGUAUGA